Nerophis lumbriciformis (worm pipefish) is the source of this 6768-nucleotide messenger RNA. RefSeq names its product synapsin III (gene syn3). Gene Ontology annotation, molecular function: ATP binding. Gene Ontology annotation, biological process: neurotransmitter secretion. Lineage: Eukaryota; Metazoa; Chordata; Actinopteri; Syngnathiformes; Syngnathidae. The record is from RefSeq and is a predicted model, not a curated record. Gene Ontology annotation, cellular component: synaptic vesicle; synaptic vesicle membrane.
GUGUGAGGGGGGGUGCUAGGAUCUGGGAGGACAGCAGAGAAGAAGAAGAAGAGGAGGCAGCAGCAUCUUUAAAAAAAACGAAGAAGAAGAAGAAGAGGAAGAAGAAGCGUCCUCGUCUCGCUGACAGCCGCUCAGGACAUUUCCAGAACACUUCCUUCAGACCCACCAGCCCGCCCGUCGCCAUGAACUACCUACGCCGGCGCCUGUCCGACAGCAGCUUUGUGGCCAACCUGCCCAACGGCUACAUGAUGGACCUGCAGAGGCCCACGCCGCCGGGGUCGUCCACCUCCUCCCCGGCCUCGCCGGCCACGGAGCGGCGCCAGCCCCCCGCCCUGCCCACCCAGACUCAGGCCCCGGCGCCCAGCUCCGCCGCGGGGACGGCCGGCUUCCUCAGUUCCUUCUCCAGCGUGGUCAAGAGCGCCCAGCUGGCGCAGAACGUCGCCGCCGCCGCGCACGCUAAGUCGGCGGCGGCGGCGGUGUCUGCCGAGGGAGCUCCGCCAGGGAGCAGUCAGCCCGCCAAGCCUGCAGUCCGCAAGCCUCAGAUCCUGUUGGUCAUCGAUGAUCAGCACACAGACUGGGCCAAGUAUUUCCGAGGCAAGAAGCUGAACGGGGAGUACGAGAUCCGAGUGGAGCAGGCAGAGUUCUCGGAGAUCAACCUGGCCUCCUACGUGACCUCGGGCUGCAUGGUGGACUUGCAGGGCAGCAAGGCUGGCACCAAAGUGCUCAGGUCCGUCAAACCCGACUUUGUCCUGAUCCGCCAGCAUGCCUACUCCAUGAUCCCAGGAGAGGACUUCAGGAACCUGGUCAUCGGCUUGCAUUUUGGCGGCGUGCCGGGUGUCAACUCUCUCUUCUCCAUCUACAACUUCUGCAGCAAGCCUUGGGUGUUUUCUCAGAUGAUCAAGCUCUACCACGCCCUGGGCGCUGAGAAGUUCCCCCUGAACGAGCAGACCUUCUAUGCCAGCCACAUGCAGAUGGUCACCAGCCCUUCCUAUCCGGUGGUGGUGAAGAUGGGUCAUGCGCACUCUGGCAUGGGCAAGAUCAAAGUUGAAAAUCAGCAGGACUUCCAGGACAUCACCAGCGUGGUGGCGCUGGCCGGCACCUACGCCACGGCCGAGCCCUACGUCCAGUCCAAGUACGACAUCCGCAUCCAGAAGAUCGGCAGCAACUACAAGGCCUACAUGCGGACUUCAAUUUCUGGGAACUGGAAGGCCAACACGGGGUCGGCCAUGUUGGAGCAGAUCGCCAUGACUGACAGAUACCGAGUGUGGGUGGACUCCUGUGCCGAGAUGUUUGGUGGUCUGGACGUGUGUGCAGUGAAGGCCGUGCACGGGAAAGAUGGCAAGGACUACAUCAUCGAGGUGAUGGACAGCUCCAUGCCUCUGAUUGGUGAGCAUGUGGAGGAAGACAAGCAGCUGAUCACAGACUUAGUCCUCCAUAAGAUGGCCCAAGUGCUGCUGGGAGUUUCCUCACCGCCGCCAUCUUCAGUCAAGACCACACAGCCCAGACGAGGGGGAAACCGCUCAGGCUCCGCCUCCCCGUCGCAGUCGGCCCAAGGGUCUCCACAGCGAGCCCGCUCGGCCAACACGUCCCCCAGCCAGGCCUUCCAGCCCGGACCCCUGCCUGACGCCUGCGGGCCUGGAGCUCAGAAACAAUCCCCGCAACUCAACAAGUCGCAGUCGCUGACCAACACCUUCACGGAGACCCUGCGAGGCAGCGUGACCGACGACGAGGCCAAAGCGGAGACCAUCCGCAGCCUCCGCCAGUCCUUCGCCAGCCUCUUCUCCGACUGAGACUCCGCCUCCUUUCUGCUUCCGGUCCCUCCCCCGAGGAGUCUCCCAGAUUCAUCUUCCGCUUUCCUUCUGUCUUUCUUGCUUCUCUUCAGCCCCCAUUUAGCUUUCACCUUCUUUUUUCAACCAACUGUUCUGCGCCUGCACGGGUGUUAACAAUCACUUACUGUACGAUGUCUGCUCUUACUGGGAUGAAGUUCAAAGUGCGGCCUAACUUAAAGGGGAACUGCACAUUGUGGGGAAUUUUGUUUACCAUAUAAAAUCCUUGCGGAAAACAACUUAUUUUUAAUGCAUUCUAAUCAUAAAUAAACACUAGCAAAAGCCAGCUAACAAAACCUUUAUCACCCUUUUAUAAGUACAUAUGUAGUAUCAAGUAACAUUCAUAAUAACAUGUGAUAUGUACGUAUUUUGCUCAUUUAUGCUUAAAAUGAGCAAAAUACGUUCCCUUUCCCUUCAACAACCACAAGACUACUAAUCAUGACAGACUUAAUGAGAGACAACAAAGACUACUUUGGGACAAAUGAUGAUCCAGAAACGUCUAUUUUUGAGCCUGAAUAUAAGGAGGAUGAUCUACAAAUUUUAGAAGCUGUGUGCAGCUUCAGUCAUCAUGUAGCAGUAUUGCUAAGUGCUAAACAAGAUAUACAAACAUAAUACAAAAAAUAACUUACUGUACGAUGUCUGCUCUCACUGGGAUGAAGUUCAAAGUGCGGCCUAACUUAAAGGGGAACUACACAUUGUGGGGAAUUUUGUUUACAAUUUAAAAUCCUUAUGGAACACAAAUUAGCAAAAGCCAGCUAACAAAACCUCCAUCACCCUAUUAUAAGUAUAUAUGUAGUAUCUAGUAACAUUCAUAAUAACAUGUGAUAUGUACGUAUUUUGCUCAUUUUAAGCAUUCGACGUGUUUGCUUUUCCCUCAAACAACAACAACACCAGUACUAAUCAUUUCUGACUUGAUGAGAGACAACAAAGACUACUUUGGGACAAAUAAUGAUGCGGAAACUUCUAUUUUUGAGCCUGAAUAUAAGGAGGAGGAUGAUGAUGCUAAACAGAUGCAGCUUUAGUUAAACGCUAAGCAUCAUGUAGCAGCAUUGCUAAGUGCUAAACAAGAUAUACAAACAUAAUACAAAAAAUAACUUACUGUACGAUGUCUGCUCUCACUGGGAUGAAGUUCAAAGUGCGGCCUAACUUAAAGGAAAACUGCACGUCUUGGGGAAUUUUGUUUACCAUUUAAAAUCCGUAUGGAACACAAAUUAGCAAAUUAGCAAAAGCCAGUUAACAAAACCUCCAUCACCCUAUUAUAAGUAUAUAUGUAGUAUCUAGUAACAUUCAUAAUAACAUGUGAUAUGUACGUAUUUUGCUCAUUUUAAGCAUUCGACGUGUUUGCUUUUCCCUUAAACAACAACAACACCAGUACUAAUCAUGGCAGACUUGAUGAGAGACAACAAAGACUACUUUGGGACGAAUAAUGAUGCGGAAACUUCUAUUUUUGAGCCUGAAUAUAAGGAGGAGGAUGAUGAUGCUAAACAGAUGCAGCUUUAGUCAAACACUAAGCAUCAUGUAGCAGCAUUGCUAAGUGCUAAACAAGAUAUACAAACAUAAUUAAAAAACUUACUGUACGAUGUCUGCUCUCACUGGGAUAAAGUUCAAAGUGCGGCCUAACUUAAAGGGGAACUGCACAUUGUGGGGAAUUUUGUUUACCAUAUAAAAUCCUUGCGGAAAACAACUUAUUUUUAAUGCAUUCUAAUCAUAAAUAAACACUAGCAAAAGCCAGCUAACAAAACCUUUAUCACCCUUUUAUAAGUACAUAUGUAGUAUCAAGUAACAUUCAUAAUAACAUGUGAUAUGUACGUAUUUUGCUCAUUUAUGCUUAAAAUGAGCAAAAUACGUUCACUUUCCCUUCAACAACCACAAGACUACUAAUCGUGACAGACUUAAUGAGAGACAACAAAGACUACUUUGGGACAAAUGAUGAUCCAGAAACGUCUAUUUUUGAGCCUGAAUAUAAGGAGGAUGAUCUACAAAUUUUAGAAGCUGUGUGCAGCUUCAGUCAUCAUGUAGCAGUAUUGCUAAGUGCUAAACAAGAUAUACAAACAUAAUACAAAAAAUAACUUACUGUACGAUGUCUGCUCUCACUGGGAUGAAGUUCAAAGUGCGGCCUAACUUAAAGGGGAACUACACAUUGUGGGGAAUUUUGUUUACAAUUUAAAAUCCUUAUGGAACACAAAUUAGCAAAAGCCAGCUAACAAAACCUCCAUCACCCUAUUAUAAGUAUAUAUGUAGUAUCUAGUAACAUUCAUAAUAACAUGUGAUAUGUACGUAUUUUGCUCAUUUUAAGCAUUCGACGUGUUUGCUUUUCCCUCAAACAACAACAACACCAGUACUAAUCAUUUCUGACUUGAUGAGAGACAACAAAGACUACUUUGGGACAAAUAAUGAUGCGGAAACUUCUAUUUUUGAGCCUGAAUAUAAGGAGGAGGAUGAUGAUGCUAAACAGAUGCAGCUUUAGUUAAACGCUAAGCAUCAUGUAGCAGCAUUGCUAAGUGCUAAACAAGAUAUACAAACAUAAUACAAAAAAUAACUUACUGUACGAUGUCUGCUCUCACUGGGAUGAAGUUCAAAGUGCGGCCUAACUUAAAGGAAAACUGCACGUCUUGGGGAAUUUUGUUUACCAUUUAAAAUCCGUAUGGAACACAAAUUAGCAAAUUAGCAAAAGCCAGUUAACAAAACCUCCAUCACCCUAUUAUAAGUAUAUAUGUAGUAUCUAGUAACAUUCAUAAUAACAUGUGAUAUGUACGUAUUUUGCUCAUUUUAAGCAUUCGACGUGUUUGCUUUUCCCUUAAACAACAACAACACCAGUACUAAUCAUGGCAGACUUGAUGAGAGACAACAAAGACUACUUUGGGACGAAUAAUGAUGCGGAAACUUCUAUUUUUGAGCCUGAAUAUAAGGAGGAGGAUGAUGAUGCUAAACAGAUGCAGCUUUAGUCAAACACUAAGCAUCAUGUAGCAGCAUUGCUAAGUGCUAAACAAGAUAUACAAACAUAAUUAAAAAACUUACUGUACGAUGUCUGCUCUCACUGGGAUAAAGUUCAAAGUGCGGCCUAACUUAAAGGGGAACUGCACAUUGUGGGGAAUUUUGUUUACCAUAUAAAAUCCUUGCGGAAAACAACUUAUUUUUAAUGCAUUCUAAUCAUAAAUAAACACUAGCAAAAGCCAGCUAACAAAACCUUUAUCACCCUUUUAUAAGUACAUAUGUAGUAUCAAGUAACAUUCAUAAUAACAUGUGAUAUGUACGUAUUUUGCUCAUUUAUGCUUAAAAUGAGCAAAAUACGUUCACUUUCCCUUCAACAACCACAAGACUACUAAUCGUGACAGACUUAAUGAGAGACAACAAAGACUACUUUGGGACAAAUGAUGAUCCAGAAACGUCUAUUUUUGAGCCUGAAUAUAAGGAGGAUGAUCUACACAUUUUAGAAGCGGUGUGCAGCUUCAGUCAUCAUGUAGCAGUAUUGCUAAGUGCUAAACAAGAUAUACAAACAUAAUACAAAAAAUAACUUACUGUACGAUGUCUGCUCUCACUGGGAUGAAGUUCAAAGUGCGGCCUAACUUAAAGGAAAACUGCACGUCUUGAGGAAUUUUGUUUACCAUUUAAAAUCCGUAUGGAACACAAAUUAGCAAAUUAGCAAAAGCCAGUUAACAAAACCUCCAUCACCCUAUUAUAAGUAUAUAUGUAGUAUCUAGUAACAUUCAUAAUAACAUGUGAUAUGUACGUAUUUUGCUCAUUUUAAGCAUUCGAUGUGUUUGCUUUUCCCUUAAACAACAACAACACCAGUACUAAUCAUGGCAGACUUGAUGAGAGACAACAAAGACUACUUUGGGACAAAUAAUGAUGCGGAAACUUCUAUUUUUGAGCCUGAAUAUAAGGAGGAGGAUGAUAAUGCUAAACAGAUGCAGCUUUAGUCAAACACUAAGCAUCAUGUAACAGUAUUGCUAAGUGCUAAACAAGAUAUACAAACAUAAUUUAAAAAUCACUUACUGUACGAUGUCUGCUUUCACUGGGAUGAAGUUCAAAGUGCGGCCUAACUUAAAGGGGAACUGCACAUUGUGGGGAAUUUUGUUUACCAUUUAAAAUCCUUACGGAAGACAACUUAUUUUUCAUGCAUUCUAAUCAUAAAUAAACACUAGCAAAAGUCAGCUAACAAAACCUCUAUCACUCUUUUAUAAGUACAUAUGUAGUAUCAAGUAACAUUCAUAAUAACAUGUGAUAUGUACGUAUUUUGCUCAUUUAUGCUUAAAAUGAGCAAAAUACAUUCACUUUCCCUUCAACAACCACAAGACUACUAAUCGUGACAGACUUAAUGAGAGACAACAAAGACUACUUUGGGACAAAUGAUGAUCCAGAAACGUCUAUUUUUGAGCCUGAAUAUAAGGAGGAUGAUCUACAAAUUUUAGAAGCUGUGUGCAGCUUCAGUCAUCAUGUAGCAGUAUUGCUAAGUGCUAAACAAGAUAUACAAACAUAAUACAAAAAAUAACUUACUGUACGAUGUCUGCUCUCACUGGGAUGAAGUUCAAAGUGCGGCCUAACUUAAAGGAAAACUGCACGUCUUGGGGAAUUUUGUUUACCAUUUAAAAUCCGUAUGGAACACAAAUUAGCAAAUUAGCAAAAGCCAGUUAACAAAACCUCCAUCACCCUAUUAUAAGUAUAUAUGUAGUAUCUAGUAACAUUCAUAAUAACAUGUGAUAUGUACGUAUUUUGCUCAUUUUAAGCAUUCGACGUGUUUGCUUUUCCCUUAAACAACAACAACACCAGUACUAAUCAUGGCAGACUUGAUGAGAGACAACAAAGACUACUUUGGGACGAAUAAUGAUGCGGAAACCUCUAUUUUUGAGCCUGAAUAUAAGGAGGAGGAUGAUGAUGCUAAACAGAUGCAGCUUUAGUCAAACACUAAGCAUCAUGUAGCAGCAUUGCUAAGUGCUAAACA